Messenger RNA from Ogataea angusta, 2136 nucleotides. RefSeq lists its product as uncharacterized. NCBI's taxonomy places the organism in Eukaryota, Fungi, Ascomycota, Pichiomycetes, Pichiales, Pichiaceae. The coding region runs from base 1 to 2136 and encodes 711 amino acids. The record is from RefSeq and is a predicted model, not a curated record. The transcript is spliced from 2 exons. Gene Ontology annotation, biological process: calcium-mediated signaling.
AUGGUGACGAACACGCUCGUGGUGACCGACCAGUACCUGCUGGACGAGGCGAAUGGCGAUGUUCUAGAUGAGUUUCUGGCGAGUUUGCAGAAAUGGGGCGUCGGAGACAGUUCUGUCUCGGUUUCUGUGCUGCGUUCGCUGCGUCGGAUAGUCAUCGUCUUUGACGCGCCCGAGACGGCUCAGAAGGUGUAUGAGCUGCUGCAGAACCAGGGGAUUCGGGCCUCCUACUCGCGUAGGAACUCUGCGCGCUCCGAGUCGCUGCUGGAAGCGCCUGCCCGGCUUGAACCCCCGGAACGCCGCGUGGAGCUGCAGUCUCCGCCGCCGUCGCCGUAUCUGGGGUAUGUGCAGGAGCCCGAGGAACCGCCGGAGCCAAUCACGAUGACGGAGCCGGAGUCGUUUUCGCAUCUGUUGUACCAGCCGACGCGCGACGAGGCGGCGCGAGAACGUGUGUUUGAGGGCCGCGCAGAGCAGCCGCGUGUGCCGUUGCUGAUAGUGGACCGCGAGGAAGGCGAGGCUGUACACCGUGAGGAAGAAGGUCGGGGCGGCGACGCUGAGCGUACUGCGGAUGAGCGCGAGGCACCCGAACAGCUCGCCGUUGCGGUCGGGCGCCUGGUUGUACUUGAGCACGGUCGAGUGCAGCACAGGGUCGAGAAUGGACCCGAAUCCCUCGAACAGGAAGCUGGCGAGAAACAGCGACGGCGACCCGGCGCAGAUCAUCAGCAGUCGUCCCACAAUGUCCAUGAAGACGGCGAGCAGCAGAGCAAACCUGUCUGUUGCGUCGAUCACGGUGGUCUCCUUGCGGAAGUGAUGGGCGAGUUUCUUGGAGAACCACGGGUUGAACACGAGCAGGACGCUUGCGCGGCACAGCAUCGCGAGCCCGAGACAGAAACUGAGGUCUCUGGACGACCACUGGAAUUUGAACUUGCCGUAGAUCGCCCAGACGACGCCUGCCCCCAUGGUAGCAGAAAACAUGAGCACUUCGACGACGAGCAGUUUCACGACUGUCCAGCGCGCGGCGCGGUCGACGUUGCCGUUGGCGUCGCGUCUGGUGAUCCACAGCAGCCGCAGCGACGAGCCAAACCCAGCAGCCGGCUUGGAAGCACUGAUGGACGACAUUCUUCUGCUCGACCGCCGCCGCAGCUUGCGCGAGCGCGAUUCGGGCAGAAACAGAACCACGAGCACGAGAGCGAGCGCCUGCACCAGCACCGACAGCACGUAGGUCUGGAUCAUCGGCAGCGGCACAAACGCGCCGGUCAUCGGGCCCAGCGUGAGCCCGAUGUAGAAGAACGCCACGAGAAUAGCCAUGUACGUUGCGCGCUGCGUUUCCUCGACAACGUCGAUCAGAUAGCUGUUGGCCAGCCCCAUGGUGACGGGCAUCGAGCCGGCGAGCGUGCUGAGGAAAUGCACCGCCAGGUACCGCCCCGGCGUGAACCUUGCCUCGUUUGCUGCGAAAAUCAGUGCUUUGAGACACCCGGACACCACGAAGAUAAGGAUGUUGUACGCGAGCAGCGGCUUGCGUCCGUACACGUCGCUCAGGUGGCCCAUCUUGACGCUCACGAGCACCGUGCUCACGCCGCCAAUCAGGUUCUGCCACCACUGGAUCCGCGUGCCGAGCUGCUGGCUUGCUGCCGAGCCGCAGCCGAUCUUGUCGUCCGGGUGCUUGCUGUUGUAGUAGCGGCACGCGCCGUCGAACGUGAGCGUGAGCUCCUGGCCCUGCUGGAUGCCCAGCACGAACGCCGUGAUGAACACCACCACGCAGAUCAUGAACACCGACGGUCUCUUGUGCCACGCCAGCCGGCGGUGGUCGCGCAGGUUUUCCAGCACGAGGUCCAUGUCGGACUGUUCGAGGUCGUCGUCGCUGUCGCUGGCCGUGCACGUGUGCUCGGCCUGGCGAACGCCAAUCGCGUCCUCCAGCACGUCGUCCUUGAGGUACACAUCGACCAUCGGGUCGUCGAGCGGCAUUCGGGGGCUGAGGGGGCUGUGGCGGCCGUUUCCGGCCAUGUACUGCUGUUUUGGCGAGCUGAGCAAUCGGUCUGUCUCCUGGUCCAUAGCAAUUCAAGACAAGAAAUGCGAGUAAAUAGCACGGCCGAAUUUCUAUUGACAGUAUUUUUUUUUUUUAUCGUACCUCCUCCCUAA